CAUAAUAACUGUUGGCUCAACUAUUCCCACAAGCUGCAAACCUCACAUUGGUACAGCACCACUACCAAGGGAACAAAAUCCAAAACCCUAAGCAAUCCAAGAAUCAGGAAUGAACACGCAUAAUAAACGAAAAAAAGUUGCACUUUCUUGAGUUCUUCUGCGAAGGAAAUUUUAUUUGUGAUAGUGAUCAGUGAAUAAAUGAGUAGUGGAAAACCCAAAGAAGAGGAACAUGACGGUAUGUCCGUACACUCUCCGUGCAAACCCCCUCCUUCCUCUGCUUCCUCUCUCCCCAAGGAGCAAGCAGCGCAGGUUGAAUUGGAGCUCAGGGUGUUGGAAGCUCUCGAAAUUUAUCCUCCAAUUAAAUUACAAGGAAUACAUCGCCAUUUUGUCAUUUAUGGUCUGAUGGAAUUUCUAAAGAGGAGUUUUGACAGACACUUCUCUGCUGAAGAGGUCCUUCAACUGUUGGAUCGGUUCUACAACUUAGAAAUGCUGAAAACAGAUGAUGAAGAGAUCGACUUGCUUAAUCAUGAAGAAGAUUUCUCCUUACCUUCCAGUUACUUUAUCAAGGAAGAGUCCUAGUGAAACUUCUGAAGUAAAUACAUUUUCUUUCAAACCUGGAUUAGCAUUUCAGUAUUGGAUCUACCUUGUCACAUACAUAUAUAUGUCAAAUUUAAGACGUUGAGUUGUGAUAUGAGUGACAAAUUUAAGGGUUAGAAUCCUCAUUUUGGUCUAGAUUAGAUUGUAUUGAAAUACAUUUGGAUAGUAGAGUACAUUAGAUUAAAUAUACUAAACGCAUCGUCCAUGUGGCCAUUGGAUAGUAGAGUACAUUUUUUUUAAUUAUUUUUUCAUUCCCAAAUGUUGCUUAUGGUUCAUUCCAAGUAAUAAUUUAUUUCAGCAUUGGAUGUGCUGUUGAGGCACUAUGCAAUUUAAAAUGGGAAUGAAACCAAACCGUCUUGGAAUAUAUUGCUUCUAAGUUCUAAUUCAUUCCAAUUUAAGGAGAUUACAUGUUCGAAUUUCGAAAUUCAAAUAGUUUAUGGUUUAGCUAUUGCACCCUCCAGGUUCCAAGAGCUAAAAAAAAAUACAAAAAAUAAAAAAAGGAAAAAAAUGCACCAAAAAGGGAAAACAAGUUAAAACUAACCGUCAAUAAAGAAUAAUCUAUUGGACCGUGGAAAGAGAGUCAAAGGACAAUUUUACUGGUUGUCAACUUGUCAUUCAAAAUUUUCAUGUGGGUUAGUUAGCCACUCCAGUACAUCAUAGUUAUUU
Arachis stenosperma is the source of this 1263-nucleotide messenger RNA. RefSeq lists its product as uncharacterized. NCBI's taxonomy places the organism in Eukaryota, Viridiplantae, Streptophyta, Magnoliopsida, Fabales, Fabaceae. The coding region runs from base 199 to 579 and encodes 126 amino acids. Gene Ontology annotation, biological process: regulation of transcription by RNA polymerase II. The transcript has 5 exons. Gene Ontology annotation, cellular component: nucleus; NuA4 histone acetyltransferase complex. The record is from RefSeq and is a predicted model, not a curated record.